Knipowitschia caucasica is the source of this 1131-nucleotide messenger RNA. Lineage: Eukaryota; Metazoa; Chordata; Actinopteri; Gobiiformes; Gobiidae. The record is from the annotation of a GenBank genome assembly.
AUGAAAACAAAGGAGCUACAGGAGCCACAGGAGCUAAAGGAGCCACAGGAGCUACAGGAGCCACAGGAGCUAGAGGAGCCACAGGAGUUGAAGGAGCCACUGGAGCUACAGGAGCCACAGCAUUUACAGGAGAUACAGGAGCCACAGGAACCUCAGGAGUUGAAGGAGCCACAGGAACCACAGGAGUUGAAGGGGCCGCAGGAGCCAGAGGAGCUACAGGAGUUAGGCAGCUACAGGAGCCACAGGGACCUCAGGAGAGCUACAGGAGCCAUAGGAGCUACAGGAGCCACAGGAGUUGAAGGAGCCACAGGCGCUCCCGGAGCCAAAGGAGAUACAGGAGCCACAAGAGUUGAAGGAGCCACAGGAGCUAGAGGAGCCACUGGAGCCAGAGGAGCUAAAGGAGCCACAGGAGCUUCAGGAGCCACAGUAGCUACAGGAGCUAGAGGAGCCACAGGAACCACAGGAGUUGAAGGAGCUACAGGAGCCACAGGAACCACAGGAGUUGAAGGAGGUACAGGAGCCAUAGGAACCACUGGAGUUGAAGGAGCCACAGAAGACAAAGGAGCUACAGGAGCCACGGCAGCUACAGGAGCUACAGGAGCUAAAGGAGCCACAGGGGCCUCAGGAGCUACAGGAGCCACAGGGAACACAGGAGCCAAAGGAGGGCCUCAGGAGCUACAGGAGCUAAGGGAGCUACAGGAGCCACAGGAACCACAGGAGCCACAGGAACCACUGGGGUUGAAGGAGCCACAGGAGCUACAGAAAACAAAGGAGCUACAGGAGCCACGACAGCUACAGGAGCCACAGGAGUUGGAGAAGCCAGAGGAGCUAAAGGAGCCACAGGGGCCUCAGGAGCUACAGGAGCUAAGGGAGCUACAGGAGCCACAGGAACGACAGGAGCCAAAGGAGUUUCAGGAGCCACAGGAGCUAGAGAAGCCAGAGGAGCCACAGGAGUUGAAUGAGCCAAAGGAGCUACAAGAGCCACAGGGGCCUCAGGAGCUACAGGAGCCAAAGGGGCUGAAGGAGCUACAGGAUCCAGAGGAGCAAAAGGAACCACAGAAGCUACAGGAGAUACAGGAGCCAGAGGGACCAAAGGAGUUGAAGGAGCUACAGGAUCUACAGGAGCCAUAG